UGCAACCCGACCCGGAGAACAGCUUUUGCUCUCGAAAAACCUUAACCCUAAUGAUAAAGCACAAAGCACAGCAGCACCCCACCAUUUCAUUUCGAGAAAAAAAGCAGCAGAGGCCGCGGCUUUCACUUCCCUUCUCUCACCUCUUACAGAAGCCAGAAGUCAGUUUAGUAGCAAUGGCGUAUGCUGCGAUGAAGCCUACCAAGCCGGGUUUGGAGGAGCCCCAAGAGCAGAUUCACAAGAUCCGGAUCACUCUCUCCUCUAAGAAUGUGAAAAACCUAGAAAAAGUUUGUGCUGAUUUGGUUCGCGGUGCAAAGGAUAAGAGACUGAGGGUUAAGGGACCAGUAAGAAUGCCCACCAAGGUUCUUCACAUCACGACCAGGAAGUCUCCCUGUGGUGAAGGAACAAACACAUGGGAUCGGUUUGAGCUCCGUGUUCACAAGCGAGUUAUUGACCUAUUCAGCUCCCCUGACGUGGUAAAGCAGAUCACAUCUAUCACCAUUGAACCCGGUGUUGAGGUAGAAGUCACCAUUGCAGAUUCUUAAAUGUGCCUUACUUUUGCUUUUUGGCCUCACAAGGUUUUUAGUUUAUUUGAAAGAGACUUUUGAUUGAUGUGACCUUAUUUGCUUGGAUCAAUCUCAAGCUUGGAUGAAUGUUGUAGCGUUUCUAUAGUUGGUGUUUUUCCCAUAAUGGAAGUAAAAUUCUAAUCUGUUGGGUGGCUUUAUAGUUUCAUUCCUUUUUGUAACCUAAAGAUUAUGUUGCGAUAUUUUGAUUUUAUGCAUUAUUUGGCAUUAAGGAA
This is a messenger RNA of Gossypium arboreum, 796 nucleotides long. RefSeq names its product 40S ribosomal protein S20-2. Lineage: Eukaryota; Viridiplantae; Streptophyta; Magnoliopsida; Malvales; Malvaceae. The coding region runs from base 51 to 542 and encodes 163 amino acids. Gene Ontology annotation, molecular function: RNA binding; structural constituent of ribosome. Gene Ontology annotation, cellular component: ribosome; cytosolic small ribosomal subunit. The record is from RefSeq and is a predicted model, not a curated record. The transcript has 4 exons. Gene Ontology annotation, biological process: translation.